AUUUCCAACUUAUAUCCUCAGGUACUGCAGAAGUUGGGGAAAACUGUGGAAACCAAAGAUGAACGGUUUGAACAAAGUGCCAACAACUUCUACCAUCAACAGACAGAAGGCCUCAAGCUAUACAAAGACCUAAAGAACUUCCUUGGUGCAGUCAAAGUGAUGCAUGAAAGUUCAAAGAAAGUGUCAGAAACCCUGCAGGAGAUCUACAACAGCGAAUGGGACGGUCAUGAGGAGCUAAAGGCCAUUGUAGGGAAUAAUGAUCUCCUUUGGGAAGACUAUGAAGAGAAACUAGCUGACCAAGCUUUGAGGACCAUGGAAAACUAUGUAGCCCAGUUCGGCGAGAUUAAGGAAAGAAUCGCCAAGCGGGGUCGGAAACUUGUGGAUUAUGACAGUGCCCGACACCACCUGGAGGCCGUGCAGAAUGCCAAGAAGAAAGAUGAGGCCAAGGCUGCCAAGGCAGAGGAAGAGUUCAACAAAGCUCAGGCUGUGUUUGAAGAUAUGAACCAGGAACUACUAGAGGAGCUGCCUGUUCUUUAUAAUAGUCGUAUUGGCUGUUAUGUGACCAUCUUCCAAAACAUAUCCAACCUGAGGGACGUCUUCUACAGGGAGAUGAGCAAGCUGAACCACAAUCUCUACGAGGUGAUGAGCAAACUGGAGAAGCAACAUUCCGACAAGGUCUUUGUGGUGAAGGGAUUAUCAAGCAGACGCUCCUUAGUCAUCUCUUCCCCAGUUCAAACGUCUGCAGUCUCCAGCCCGCUUACCUCACCUACCAGUCCCUCUGUACCUUCCUUGAAGAGCGAGAGGGAUUCCAUCUCAGUGAGUGAAGAAGAGCUGACAUCUGAUCCAGCCCAGGGAGACAACGGCUCUGAAGUUAAAGAAGAGCCCUUAAAAGACAGGGAAACAGAGGAUGAAGAAGCCGAAGCAGGCACCUCUGAGGAGGAAGAGCCUCUGCCAGCCUGCAAUGGCCCCACCCAGGCCCAGCCCUCUCCCACUGUGGAGGCUGGCGAGUCCCAGGAGGAAGUUGUCCUUGGCUCCCCAGCUCCAUCUCCAGGCAGAGCUCUGAUCCCUUCAGAGCAGCCUUCAUCUCUCCCAGAAGUAGUCCUCCGAACCCGAACCUCAAGUGAAGGGUCUGAACAACCAAAGAAGACAGCCUCUAUCCAGAGGACCUCAGCACCCCCUAAUAGGCCUCCUCCACCCAGAGCCACUCCUAGCCCUAGGACCUCCUUAGGGAAUACACCCUCCAGCCCUACAGCCUCUGACCAGGGUUCACCCACCAGCUCCAGGGCCUCCUUGGGAGCUGGGACUCCAAGUCCUAGGGCCUCCUUGGAGGUCUUUCUUGACCCACAGCCACCAGAGAAGCCAGCAAGAACUCCUGAGUCCCAAGAAGAAGAGAACACUGACAAUGUGAACCCAGAAGAACUUCGUACUUCCCCUACCUCGAUGGUCCCUCAGGUUUUUUCAGAGUCUGGCAAUGAAAGGAAGAUGGAAGAGGAGGAAGAGAACAAUAAGCUUAUCUCGGCUGACUCCCCUGAGACUCAAGACCCACAGCUUCAUGUCUCUGCGGAUCCAGAAGAGAAUAACAUCACAGCAUCUGAGCCUCAAGAACAGGUAAGGAGGCCAGAUACACAGAGAACAGGAUGGGUGGCAGGAUUGGGCGUUGGGGGUGGACAGAAGUUUGGCUACAGGCUGGAAUCUUCACUGCGGGCUAUAAGGAGAACCCAGCAAUGA
Molecule: messenger RNA, 1728 nt
Organism: Hipposideros armiger (great roundleaf bat)
Lineage: Eukaryota; Metazoa; Chordata; Mammalia; Chiroptera; Hipposideridae
Gene: BIN2
Product: bridging integrator 2
Exons: 11
Coding region: 160-1728 (522 amino acids)
Biological process (GO): podosome assembly; plasma membrane tubulation; phagocytosis, engulfment
Cellular component (GO): plasma membrane; phagocytic cup; cytoplasm
Molecular function (GO): protein binding; phospholipid binding
Source: RefSeq, a predicted model, not a curated record